GUAUUAUUCAGACGCUGCAUUCCCCACGACCGCCUUGUUUCCUUGUGCUCCUAUAUUAUCAGCCAAGGAUCCCAUUUCCUUUGAGCACAGUCGCUCCGCCAGGGAAGCCUCUCAGUAUCAGCCAUGGCGUCGGUGGCCUCGUCCACCCCCUCUGUGCAAGAGGUGACCCUUCCCAAGGAUCCCGCGUCGUCUCAACCAAAAUACAAUUUCAGCUUUACGCCCUUCCUCCGCAGCAACGCCCUCGCCGCACUCGCAUCUACCGUUCCCGUCUGCCCUGAUUUCGCCAGUACAGGCCACUGUCCGCGCGGGCGUCGCUGUCCCGACCGUCAUCCCACUCCCACCCAAGCGCAGGCGUCCCAUUCCCAGCAGCAUCACUACGGGCGCCACGCCAAUGACAACUAUGUCUGCAAACAUUGGCUCAAGGGCCUCUGCAAGAAGGGGGAUGCUUGCGAUUACCUGCACGAAUAUAACCUACGAAAGAUGAGCGAAUGCCAAUUUUACAAUCAAAACGGCUAUUGCCAGAACGGCGACGAAUGUCUCUACGUACAUGUCAAAGAGGGCUCAAAGCUGCCGAUGUGUGAAGACUAUAAUAAGGGUUUCUGCGAGAAGGGGCCGAGAUGUCCAAAUCGGCACGUGAGGAGGAAGUUGUGCGAAUUCUAUCUGGCGGGAUUCUGUCCGGAUGGGAAAGAGUGUAAAUUUGGGGUUCACCUCAAGAGCGGCCCGGCUGCAGCGGCUGCGGCAGCGGCAGAGAGAGACGCAGAUGCACAUAGAAGGGAAAGGGUCGCAGACCUGGAAAAGAGGGAAGAAGAAUCGCGCAAAGACUACGGUGGUUGGAAGGGUGGAAGAGGUGGAAAGGCAGGAAGGUGGAGGAGCAAACGAGACAGAAGGUGAAAAGGAGAGAGAUUGGACAUACUUGAAAAGAGCAUCGACAUUCCCAGCAAUCGGUGCCUAAACCAGUGGUCAACGGGACGGCCAUCAAAGGCCACUUUUGAACCUCGCGAAUGUUGCGGACGGUUUUCUGCACUGUUGCUCGACAGUGGCGCAGACGCUCUCAGCAUGACCCGGCCCAGCUUGCGGGUCGAGAAGAUUCUCCAUUAGGAGGAAGAGCUACACCAACACACUUGAUCGGAUUCAUACACAUAUGGGCAACGCCGACAAGAUCAGCCAGGAGACAGAGAGCUCUUCAUCCGAGUCAUCGAGCCUGAAAAAUGGACCCGAGUAGCACUCGGAUAUUAUCCAACACGAUGACACGCCGCAUUCCCACUUCUGACCGGCAGGUGGAAGACACUUUCGCCGGAAGUCUUGUCUUCCCCUCGGUCCACAGACAGCGAACGGGCACGCAAGUGGACGCCUUGAAGAGGUGAGGUUGCCCUCGAACAUGAAUCAUUCCUGUCCUCCUGACGCUCUCAAAGGGGCUGGAGCUUCGAGCAUCGUUCUCUGCAGCCAGGACAGAGAGAAUGUGAGAAGGAGGAGAGAAGUAGAAGAAGAUUGCUACGGCGUUACAUAUCGUGAGCAGCUACUAAUAUAACUAGCUGCUUGGACUGUCCACUUGUGCUCGGAAUCGGGUGUAUAUAAUAAAUAAGAGACAACACCAAACACGUGAAAUAGAGAAUGAAAGUCGCAAGGCCAGCCGGGGGCUCAUUUGAUUUGAAUGAAAUAAACUCUUGCUGGCUCCCCUCUGC
This is a messenger RNA of Cladophialophora immunda, 1682 nucleotides long. RefSeq lists its product as uncharacterized. The record is from RefSeq and is a predicted model, not a curated record. Gene Ontology annotation, molecular function: metal ion binding; RNA binding. NCBI's taxonomy places the organism in Eukaryota, Fungi, Ascomycota, Eurotiomycetes, Chaetothyriales, Herpotrichiellaceae. The coding region runs from base 124 to 891 and encodes 255 amino acids. The transcript has a single exon.